CAGAUGCUGAUUGUGAACUGUUCUUCUAUUCCACUUACCUUUCUUGUCAAGGUAACACUAGGUAUAAUACAUGGAACUGAAAUUCAUUGUACUGGUUAUCUUUAUAGGUAUAACUUGUAUACAUGGGAAGGCUAUAGAGGUAAAAGUUAAUGUGACUAGUAAUGCCACUAUCGGAGACUCUAUCGAUAAUUUAAACAUCACUACGCCUACUAACCGAACCCUAGAAGGUUUCACUGCCCAAGAUAAAAACUCCGAUGGAGAAUUAAAAACCAGACAACUUAAUUCAAUCGAAUUCAACAACUGGCGCAACAAUUACUUUAAAGAGACUGCACCCAAUCUGCCACAGCCUUCAAGAUAUGAUCAAGAUCAGAACAAGCAAUAUGGUUAUUUAGAAAGACAAUUAGAAGCUCAGGACUCCAAUAAUCAUGUAGUACAUUCCAAUGUUAAUACCAACCAACAAAGUCUUCAAUACAAGGAACUUAAUAAAAAAGGCAAAGACAAAACAGUUCACCACUCCGAAAACUAUAGAAAGCAUUUAGAAGAUCUGUACGGCAUUAAAGGAGUGAGUCAUGAGUCAAACACUGACAGUCAGGGAACGAGAUUAGAUAGUCUUAACUCGAAAAUACAUUCAAGAAAUGAAUCGACAAGAAACACUUGGGAAACAGAGGAAAUUUUGUCAAAAAUGAAUGUGUAUGGUAACAUACACAAAAAUGGUAAUCAAAAAGGAAAUACUAUUGGAUCAACAAAUAACAAAGUCCAGACUGGGCAAACGCAAAAUAGUUUUACAAACAAUCGAGAUGAUUACACAAAAAACAUGUUUGAAUCGUCUGAAAUGAUGCAAACGUAUUGGGACCAGAUAAAUAAUGAAAGACUCAUAAAGGAACAGAAUUCCGAAAGAGAAAAAAGUAAUGUAAACCAUCAACACUCACAAUUAUUUCCAGGUAACCAAAACGGAAAAUUUCACUCCCAACAGCAAACUCAGACUCACGAUACAAGUUUUGAUCAUCGAUAUGAGACUUCAGAGGAGAAGAGACUUUGGGAAAUUAUGCAGCAUAAUAAAGAACAUUUUUAUAAACAUACACCUGGAAAAUUUGAAAACAAUAAUCAACCCAUAAAACAUCAAACGACAAAUGAAUUCUUUGCCACACACAACCACAAUAAACAAUCUCAAGAGCAAAAGAAGUCUCACGAUACGAGUUAUAAUACACAAUAUGAUACACUCUGGGAAACAAAGCAAAAUAACGAAGGGCAGUUUUUUAAGUAUCCAAAUCCUAACGAUCAAUCCAGUAACAUAAACAAUCAACCUAUAAAACAUCAAACAGGUAAAGGAUUCCUUGAUACAAACAACGACAACAGGCAAUAUCAUUUCCAAGAGCACAACCAGUCUCACCACACAUCUAAAACACAACAUAUGACUACGAAUGAGCAGCGAAUUUGGGAAAUCAACAAUAAUAAGGAAGGAAGAUUUGAUAAAUAUCCAUUUCCACGAAUUGAACAUAUCAGUACUCAGCCUAUAUUUCAGCAAUAUCCGAAAAGAAUCCAAGACAUUGGUGACCAUAAAAUAAAAUCCAGUUCCAAGCAAAAAACUCAGGCUCAGCAAUCAACAUUUGAAACACAGCGAGAAACUUCAAACGAGGAGCGUUUUUGGCAACUUAUAAACAAUAAUAAUGAAGGAAAAUAUGUUAAACAAUCACAUGUAAAUGGCAAUAUUAACGAACAGCCUAUUAUAUAUGCAACAUCAACAUUAUUUCCAUACAUAGGUGAUCAUAACAGAGAAUCUGAUUUCCAUGAACAAAAGCAGUCUACUCAGGACAAAUCUGAAUCAUGGCAUGCAACUUCAAAGGACACACAAGUUCAGGAAUUCCUAAAUAAUAAUAACAAUGGAAGAUUUGUAAACAUUGAAACCAAUAAUGUAAAAUAUCAACCUAAAUUUUCACCUGAUUUUGGUCAAAAAUUUGUCUUUGGAAAUGAAAAACAUGACUUUAAAAAUCACUUUACCACCAACCAACAUAAGUCAAACACUAAAAUAAGUCAUUCUAAAAAUAUCAAUGAAUUGAUGCUGAGCAAAUUAAAUUAUUUGUCACAAAACAACGAAGGUGAAUCAUCAGCUUCUGUGCAAAAGAUGGAAAAUGAAAGUAGUAAUAAGAAAUUUAACAUUCAUGAACAUAAUAUUAAUUCUAAUUCUGGAAAUUUUGGAAGAGAGAUCUCAAAUGUUAAGAUCGAUUUUGAUAAUAAAAAUAUAUUUGACAACCACCAUCGCAAUAAAUUUAUGACGAAUACAACUAACACGUCCACCAAAGUUAGUGGGUUUGAUAAAUACAAUGAAGAAUAUGAUAGCUUAUACGAAAUGCAAGGAAAAAGUAAGGAAGGUAUCAAUUGUACAGGUAACUGCAAGAAUGACCAGGAUUUAUUAAAAAACAUGCGUAGAUUCAAGACACAUUUAAGAGAAACAUAUCUAUAAACCACAUAAACGUUAGUUAUUACAAGGUCAAGUUUUAUUUCAAAAUUUUUAUUGUACAACAGUGUUCUGUGUAUAUUUUCUCAACUUAUACGUGCCAAAAUUGUAUUGUUAUGCUUACCUCUAUGAAUAUUAUACAUCCAUU
Messenger RNA from Homalodisca vitripennis (glassy-winged sharpshooter), 2603 nucleotides. RefSeq names its product GATA zinc finger domain-containing protein 14-like. The coding region runs from base 71 to 2461 and encodes 796 amino acids. The record is from RefSeq and is a predicted model, not a curated record. The transcript has 2 exons. Lineage: Eukaryota; Metazoa; Arthropoda; Insecta; Hemiptera; Cicadellidae.